ACCACCGCCGUGUCGCAUUCGUGAACACAAAAAAAUCAUGACAGUGUGAGACAAUUCAUAACGUCGUAAUUUUCGUUGUUUUUGUACCAAAAUAACAGUUUUCCGGAUUAUUUGAAACAAUAGUUAUUUGAAAUCAUGGAAGUUAAAGAAUGCAGUGAUUUAACUGAAGAAAAUCAAUUCAUCGUAGACGAUGUGAGCAAAAUCAUCAAAGAAGCAAUCGAGAGCUCUAUUGGAGGGACUGCCUAUCAGCACAACAAAGUCAAUCAAUGGACGUCGGCGGUAGUUGAAUCAUGUUUGGGUCAACUGACGAAGCUACAAAAGCCUUAUAAAUAUAUAGUGACUUGCACAAUAAUGCAGAAGAACGGUGCAGGUUUGCACACAGCUUCGUCAUGCUUCUGGGACAACAACACGGAUGGAUCCUGCACUGUGCGCUGGGAGAAUAAGACAAUGUAUUGCAUUGUCUCUGUCUUUGGACUCGGCAUCUAAUUCUUUCCAUUUUCAAAAAGAGUCACACAAACCAAGCGGCUAUACAAUAAAAAUAACACUCAUUUGAGAACAACAUUCGGAAAUAACAUGAAAUUUGACAUGAACAUACAAGUUACAUAUAUCUAUGCCUGGUACUAGUUAUCGUUGCUAGAAAUUCUAAUAUAAAGAAAUUAGAGUGAAUAGAAAUUUUACAUAUAAAACUUCUCGCUUUUAUUUCUUUGUAUAAUAAUGUACUCCACACACACACUCCACAUAAACUGCUAGACAUAGGUAUAUGUUAUGUAAGUGGCCAUGCUAAGUUUCAUGUAAUUUAAGCAUGUUGUUUUAAAAUGAGAGUGUAACUUCAAUAGUUUGGGAGCAGAGUUUUGGCAAUCAGUUUGUGUGAUUCUUAAUAAUGUAGACCUAGCAAGCUUAUACUUACAAUUAUGAUGAAUUAUGCUUUGAAAAAUCUCUACUAAUGUCUAGCUCUGUAGAUUAUAACUUGCUUAGGUAUGGAAGAUGUUUAAAAUUAAUUUAAGUUGUGGUAAAAAGAACUGAAGUAAAGCUUUUUGUUUUGAUCAUACUUUGCAACAAAGUAUUUAUUGUAAAAUUAUAAACAGCACUGUAGCAUCUGUAUAAGUGUUGCUAUUCAAAUAAAUAACUGCACUAUAAACAUUUAUUGUGAAUCAUUAUAGAAUUGUUUUCUUUAGUUAUAUUAAAACAUACUUUCUGGGUAACUAGGACAUAUUUUCGUACACAAUAAAAACAUUAAAAUC
Messenger RNA from Cydia pomonella (codling moth), 1241 nucleotides. It is a transcript of the gene Dlc90F, whose product is annotated as dynein light chain Tctex-type 1. The transcript is spliced from 3 exons. Gene Ontology annotation, molecular function: dynein intermediate chain binding. Bases 136 to 486 code for a protein of 116 amino acids. Gene Ontology annotation, cellular component: cytoplasmic dynein complex; cytoplasm. Lineage: Eukaryota; Metazoa; Arthropoda; Insecta; Lepidoptera; Tortricidae. Gene Ontology annotation, biological process: microtubule-based movement. The record is from RefSeq and is a predicted model, not a curated record.